AUGUUGGAAGCUAGCCAGUCCAAUGGGAUAUCAACAUUCCACAAGUGCAGCUUAUUCAAUUUGUUUGAAGUUCUUUUCAACAGGAAAUCAGAGGUUAGUUAUGGCUUUAUCAUUUCUCCUCAUUUAACCUGUAGCAUUGUCACAAGUUGCGCAUUAAAAAUCCUGACUCGGUGAAGAAGAAGCUUACUCGCAUGAUUGCGCUGGGCAAGGACAACCUUCAGGUAGUUGUGCUCAUGCAUGCCCAUGUUCUUUCUCAGGUCAUAUCAGACUUUGACUGGACUCUGUCGAAAUUCGUUCACAAAGGUGAGCCUAACCCCACCUGUCACGGAAUCUUUGAGCAGGAUCCCGAUAUGACCCCGGAAACUCAGAACAAGGUAAAUCAUGCGAGGUCGUCUAAGUGAAAUCACUUUCAACAGUUACGUAUUUUGCGACAGACCUAUCAUCCGGUUGA
Spirometra erinaceieuropaei is the source of this 451-nucleotide messenger RNA. The record is from the annotation of a GenBank genome assembly. Lineage: Eukaryota; Metazoa; Platyhelminthes; Cestoda; Diphyllobothriidea; Diphyllobothriidae.